AUGUUUGACGAAAGUCAACCACCCUCUCCAAACCAGCCCUUUGUGGCGUUGGCGCCUCUGGAACCCGAAUGGCAGCCGAUAUUUCAGGCUUCGAAUCAGAUCGUUUUGUAUAAUCCAACAUCGCACGCUUUAUCUAUAACCAAGUCCUCUGGCCCACCGGAUUUUGCAGGCUCCUCGCCGUGUCCCUACUGUCAUCGUCUCCUUCCGAGUGGAUUCGACAGAGAUGGCCUUCCCGAAAAUAUUCGGUCCGACUCCGGAUCCCAUUCCCGAGCGUCAAACUACUUUCAGCUCCUCGCUGCAGCAAAUCAGACGUCCUCAAGACCGUCCAGUCCCCCCCCUCUUACAAGUGGCGGUGGGAGCCGACAUGGGGCAUUCCCUCCAGAAUCCAUGGCAGAAGGCUACUUCAAGACUUUUUUUCAAGAAGAGUAUCGAUUAGGAAUGGGGGCAAAUGGAAGUGUAUAUCUCUGCCAGCAUGUUCUGGAUGGGCAACCGCUUGGUCAUUUUGCUGUCAAGAAAAUUGCAGUAGGAGAGUCCCACUCUUACCUGCUCAACAUACUGCGCGAGAUUCGCCUUCUCGAGUCUCUCCACCAUCGCAAUAUAGUCACGUAUCAUCAUGCAUGGCUAGAAUCUUAUCAGUUCUCUGCUUUUGGGCCCAAAGUGCCUACGCUACACGUUCUCAUGCAAUGGGCCGAGGGCGGAAGUUUAGAUGAUUUUAUUGCCCUUCGCCUGGGACGUUCAAUCGGACUUCCGCAUAUGCAAUCCUCUCCUUCCUCACCUGCUCCUGAUGACCCGACCCCAUCUGCACGCAUCCGUGCAUUUCGUGCCAUGAAGCGCGCCCCACCAGAGGAACGCGAGCGGUUACGCCGAGAGAUGGAGGAAAGAACCAACAGCCGCGGUAACCGUCCCUCAUGGAAAGCAGUUCAUCUUCUCAGUGCAGAAGAGACGCGAAGUUUGUUCGCGGAUGUAUCGCAUGGAUUGGCCUUCUUGCAUGAUAAAUCCAUUCUUCAUUUGGACCUCAAACCUGGCAACGUGCUACUGACUUGGGACGAAGGACGACUCAUCCCCCGAGCGAUGUUAUCGGAUUUUGGGACCUCCCGAGAUAUGGUACAAUCGAGCAGUGCUCGGUCAGGUAAUACAGGAACUCUUGAAUACGCAUCGCCGGAGUCGCUUCCAGCCCCUCUUACUGGGGUUCUCCGACAGAUCGACUCCAAGGCUGACAUGUGGUCUCUUGGUAUGAUCCUGCACAAGAUGCUUUUCUUCAAGUUACCCUAUCGCUACGCAACGGAAGGGGAAGCCAGUGCAUACGACGAUGCCGACAAGAUGGACAAGCUAGAGCAGGAAAUUUUGGGCUACUCUGGAUUCCGAUCAACAUCUGCGCUUGCGACAACUUUCGAGUCCCGCCGUCUUCCGCGUUCGUUCCUGAUAUUGCUCGAAGGUCUCUUGAGCAUUAAUCCGUCUGUGAGACCCUCGUCCGAGCGCAUCGUGAGCGCCAUGCGAGAAGGACGAGUAAGUCACAAUAUUAUA
Molecule: messenger RNA, 1524 nt
Organism: Suillus paluster
Lineage: Eukaryota; Fungi; Basidiomycota; Agaricomycetes; Boletales; Suillaceae
Product: kinase-like domain-containing protein
Exons: 10
Biological process (GO): protein phosphorylation
Molecular function (GO): protein kinase activity; ATP binding
Source: RefSeq, a predicted model, not a curated record